Molecule: messenger RNA, 756 nt
Organism: Melampsora larici-populina 98AG31
Lineage: Eukaryota; Fungi; Basidiomycota; Pucciniomycetes; Pucciniales; Melampsoraceae
Product: family 5 glycoside hydrolase
Exons: 5
Coding region: 1-756 (251 amino acids)
Molecular function (GO): hydrolase activity, hydrolyzing O-glycosyl compounds
Source: RefSeq, a predicted model, not a curated record
AUGAUACCGAUGGGACCAAUCACUUUUAUCUGGGAGACCGACUUUUCGAUUUUCGAGGCUUCAAGUUUAGUCACUUUCUUUUUUGAAUCUGUGUAUCUAAGAGAACUGAAAUUCGUUCCGGGGUUUGCUCUUUGCGAAAGUGCGCCGACGCUACUGGACGGUUCGGUCUAUGAGACGGAAGACCUUCUGAGUACGAUCACGGGAUUUGGAACACCAGUCACUCGAACUUAUACCUUGGCGGUCUCGACUGCUGCGUUUGGUGGAACCCAGAAAGAUUCAAGAUCUCACAUCACAGGAUGGGACUUUGAUAAUGAUGAUUGGAUAUAUAAUGAAGAAAAAUUUGCUCAGUUUGAUCGUGUGUUGGACAUGGCUUCAAAACACGGUGUGAAGCUCAUAAUUCCCAUCAUAAACCAGGACUAUGGAACAAGAGACACAGAUUUCGUAGGAAACUUCAAUGAUUUGAUCCGGCACCGGUAUAACAUCACCUCCUACCGCGUCGCAAAUACAGAAGUAGAUUGGUUCACAGAUGUAGAGAUGAGGUGCGCGUUCAAAAAGAUCAUUCGAAAGCUACUUACGCGACGCAACACGUUCAAUGGAAAGAUCUACGGAGAAGAUGAUACAAUCUUUGCUUGGGAAACUGGUAAUGAGAUGAAUUGGGGACGACAAAACAACACGAUACAUGACCAGCCUGCCCCUGCUGAGGUAUUACCCUUCUCUAAGGUCAUCAACGGCACUAAGCUAAUGGUCCUGCUUUGA